AUGCACAGACUGAUGACACCAGAGUAUCACUGUCAAGUACGACAGGAGCAUAUUGAGACAAGGUGCACACAUCACAUCCUCAGCAGCUUUACAUCACACAUUCCAGACAUUCCCCAUCAGCACUCUUUCCUCAGUGAGAACAGCAAAGAUACAGAAGAAAAGAAGAGAGUUUGUCAGGAUCUGGCAACGUGUAGCAGCAGAGAUCUCCGGCUCCAGCUCGGACACGUGGAUCUGGCAGACAGAGAGAAGGGCUCAUUUUAUGGUAGAUUGAGACAUUUCCUGGAUGUGAUUGACCCUCGUACACUCUUUGUACCAGGGAAACGUUUAAAUGAAUGUAUGAAACUCCUGGAUCAGUUCAAAAAUGGAACUCUUUCUCCAGGUGUGACUAAUGGACAGCUUUGGGAAGCCCAGAAGAUUAAGCAGGCCAUCAUCCAUCCAGACACAGGAGAGAAGAUCCCCAUGCCCUUUCGCAUGUCAGGUUUUGUGCCCUUUGGUACUCCAGUGGUUGUAGGCCUUCUGUUACCCAAUCAGACAUUUGCUUCUACCAUCUUUUGGCAGUGGCUGAACCAGAGCCACAACGCCUGUGUCAACUACUGCAACCGUAAUGCAACUAAGCCCACGCCAAUAUCAACAUUUUUCCAGGGUUACCUGGGUGCAGUCAGCAGUGCAGUUACUAUCGCAGUGGGGCUGAAUGUCCUUAUUAAGAGAGCUGAGCAUUUCAGUCCAGCUACGAGGAUCCUGGUCCAGCGGUUCAUCCCGUUCCCUGCUGUCGCAAGUGCCAACGUGUGUAAUGUUCUGCUGAUGCGCCACACUGAGCUGUCAAAGGGCAUCAGUGUACUGGAUGACAAAGGCAAUGUGGUAGGCACCUCAAAACUGGCCGCUCGACAUGCUUUGAUGGAGACGUCCCUGACCCGUGUGGUGCUGCCCAUGCCUGUUCUCCUCCUGCCGCCGUUAGUGAUGUCACUGCUGGAGAGGCUUCCUCUCCUGCAGAAGCGUCCUCGUCUCACACUGCCGGUUCACAGCAUGGUGUGUGUCUGUGCGUUCGGCCUGGCGCUGCCUGUUGCCAUCAGCCUGUUCCCCCAAAACAGUCAGACACCUGCUCUCAUCUACAAUGCAGUCAAGGCGAUGUGCACUUCAAACGAGCCUAAUGUCUUCUGA
Danio aesculapii is the source of this 1158-nucleotide messenger RNA. It is a transcript of the gene sfxn5a, whose product is annotated as sideroflexin 5a. The record is from RefSeq and is a predicted model, not a curated record. Gene Ontology annotation, molecular function: citrate transmembrane transporter activity; monoatomic ion transmembrane transporter activity. Lineage: Eukaryota; Metazoa; Chordata; Actinopteri; Cypriniformes; Danionidae. Gene Ontology annotation, cellular component: mitochondrial inner membrane. Gene Ontology annotation, biological process: citrate transport; mitochondrial transmembrane transport; monoatomic ion transport.